This is a messenger RNA of Rhizopus microsporus ATCC 52813, 708 nucleotides long. RefSeq lists its product as uncharacterized. The record is from RefSeq and is a predicted model, not a curated record. The transcript has 3 exons. Bases 1 to 708 code for a protein of 235 amino acids. Lineage: Eukaryota; Fungi; Mucoromycota; Mucoromycetes; Mucorales; Rhizopodaceae.
AUGAAUGAACCUCAUGGUUAUCGUUCUGACAAAGAUAAGCUUAAGCAAGUCGAAGGUAAGUCGCCAAUGUCUCAUGAGGGGCUGAUGAAAUGCAUCGACUACAUGGCUGAUAUUGUCUUUCCUGCUAUUGUCGACAAAACCAAAGCACAAGUGGAACUUGAACAAGCUAAAUUCAACGAUUCACAUAAGCUUGUUGACUAUGCUCCUGGCUCUCAUGUCAUGGCUCGCAUUCCUACCAAGAAUGGUCAACUUGCUCCUGUCUAUGAAGGACCCUAUACAGUUGUACGUAAAAAUGCUGGAAACGUACUCAUAUCCAAGGAGGAAGUUGUUGAAUUAGAUGAUGAAGGUAAUGAGGUCAAAAGCUAUGAAAUCGAAGCUGUGAUCAACCAUAGAGAACUUGCUAAUAAGCGUAAGCCCUAUAUGCCAACCAAGAACUUAAAAAUUACAAACUCUCCUUCUUCUUCUGAAGCGUUGAAGACUAGCCGUCCUGGUACUAUCAGUUCUUUGAUGAAUGAACUUUCCUGUGAUGAUGAAUCUGAUGUCAAGAAAUCUCGCUCUGGCUCCACAAAAGUCAAACGACCUUCCACAUCUACUUCUACAUCUACUUCAUCUCCUUUAAAAAGAUCUCGUCGUAUGAUGUUCACUUCUAUAAUGCCAGAUGUAAAGUCAAAUAAGCCCACUCGUAAAAGUAUGCGAUUGCGUAAGUAA